AUGAAAGUGGAUAAAGUGAUAGCUUACACAUACAAGUUGAACGAAGAGGCUAUGAAAGUGUUGGAAUAUUAUUCUUCAAUCGGACUGGUAGAGUUCUUGCCGUUUUCGUUGCCACAAAGAGAAAAGUAUCGCAGAGAUGUUGGAGUGAAAAACUUUAAUAGUUGGAACGACGAACAAGUUGCUGUUUUCGACUGUCAAAGCAGGCUAUCGGGAUACACCUAUACGGGCCUCUAUGACUUUGAUGAAUUUAUAUACCCUAAAAAUGCCAAGAACUUGAAAGACUUACUGAUGAAACUAGGAAAACUGUAUCCCAACUCAGCUGGCUAUACAUUUAAAACAGAAGUGUACGCGACAACGUGGGGUGAACGACAGAAUAACACGAUUGAAAAUGAUUUGACAAUUGGAAGAUAUAACCAGCGUGGCGACCCAAUGAGGGACAGGGUGAAGUCUAUCGUUAUCACUGACAGACUGAUGCCUGGACGAAUGUCAACGCACGGUUACUGGUCGAAGAAGCCGUAUAAAAAAUCAAUCGUCAAGGAGUCGUAUGCAGUCCUUAAACAUUACCGCACGUGCCGGAAAGAGUGGAUGAAAAACAACGGGGCCAUGUGUUACAAACUCAUCAAGCGACAUGAGGACAAUACCCUGGUCCAAGUCGCUGAUUUAAUUAGAGAGAACGUCAUAAACAUUAUGGAGAGAAUAAAAGAGGAAAUGAGUAAAAGUUCAUAUUGA
Molecule: messenger RNA, 729 nt
Organism: Mya arenaria
Lineage: Eukaryota; Metazoa; Mollusca; Bivalvia; Myida; Myidae
Exons: 4
Coding region: 1-729 (242 amino acids)
Source: RefSeq, a predicted model, not a curated record